AUGUAUGAGACUAUAUCAGAAGGCAUUAUUCCUAAGAUAGGAAUGGAGUUCGAAACUGAAGUUGAAGCAUAUGAUGCCCAUAUGAAAUAUGCUAAGGCAACUGGUUUCGGAACACGAAAAAAGACUGCUCAUAAAGAUCCAAUUACAGGUAACAUCCUUGACGUUAGUUUUUGUUGCUGUAGAGAAGGUUUUAGAGCAACAAAUAACAGAGGUGUUACAGUAAAUAAUCCGCGUCCUGAAAUAAGGUGCGGGUGUAAGGCUAUGAUGAAAAUUAAUGGUAGAUAUGGGGGAAGGUUUCGAAUUGUGAAGUUUGUUGAAGAGCACAAUCAUGAAUUGUGUGAUCCUGAAAAAUCUUACAUGUUUAGAUGUUUUAGACAAAUGUCAGAUGUUCAACAAACUCAAGUUGAUGUGGCUCAAAGUUGUGGGUUGCCUCCAAAGAAAAUUAUCGAUGUAAUGGCAAAGGAAGUUGGCGGAAUUCAACAUCCUGGUUUCACUCAUAUUGAUUUGAAGAAUUAUUUGAGAACAAAGAGGACUUUGGAGAUCAAACAAGGUGAUAGUGGGGGUGUUUUACAAUAUUUACAAAGGAUGAUAAGUGAAGAUCCACACUUUUACUAUGCAAUACAGUUGGACGUGGAAGAUCUGAUUACAAAUAUAUUUUGGACAGAUGGUAGAAUGAUACAAGAUUUUGGUCAUUUUGGUGAUGUCGUUUGUUUCGAUACUACAUACAGAAAACAUCGAGAUGGUAGACCAAUUGCCUUGUUUGUCGGCGUAAAUCAUCAUAAACAAACAACUGUAUUUGGUGCAGUUUUAUUGUACGAUGAAACCAUUGAAACCUUUGAGUGGUUGUUUGGUGCAUUUGAAGAUGCCAUGAUGGGAAAGAGACCAAAAACCAUCUUAACAGACCAAGACCAAGAAAUGAGUGUUGCUUUAGCUUCCAAGUGGCCAUCAACUUACCAUCGCUUAUGUGUUUGGCAUAUUUUUCAGAAUGCAGCCAUUCAUCUUUCUAGUGUUUUUUCGAGCUUCAAGAACACAUUUGAAACUGAUUUUAGUCGUUGUGUGUACGACUUUGAAGAAGAAUCAGAAUUUCUUGAUGCAUGGAACGAAAUGUUAGAGAAAUACGACUUGAAAGAUAAUCAGUGGUUGGCAAGAAUGUUUUCUCUAAAGGAAAAAUGGGCAUUAAUCUAUGGAAGAAGCACAUUUUGUGCAGACAUCAUAACAACUCAACGAAGUGAGUGCAUGAAUGCUGUCGUGAAGCAUUAUGUAAAUUACAAAAACAACAUUGUUGAGGUGUUCCAUCAUUUUCAAAGUAUAUACACGAUGUUUGCAUUGUUCAAUGAGGAGUUGAGGAAGGCAUUUGAAAGCAAGAUCGAGAGUGAGAAUCAACUUGGAAGUUCAAGAAUUUAUAAGGUCAGACCAUGCCAUCAAGCUACUGAACAUACAGUCUCAUAUGAUUCUAUUGAAGUAUCUAUUUCUUGCAGUUGCAGGAAUCGAAUACCUGAUGAAUAUAUCUUAAAGCGGUGGACCAAGCAUGCUAAGAAUGGGAUGGCAGGAAGUUGCGAUGAAGGGGUUGUCAUUGUUGAUGAAAAACUGAGAAAGAAACGACGAUAUAAAGAGUUAUGUAACUCUUUCAUGCAAUUAACUGGAAAAGCAGCUAAGAGUGAAGAUAGUUAUACUUAUGUCAUAGAUUGUCUCUUGAAAAUGGGAAAUGGCAUUGAUGGAAUGGCGGGGAAGGCGAAUAAUGUGACAGCUGAGGCAAAUAAUGUGACAGUUGAGGCAAAUAAGGUUGGAGACAUUUCAACUGAUGGUGAUGUCAAUGAAAGUCAAAUUAAAGGCGUGAAACCCAAAGGAAGGGUUACAUACCAAAUGUAA
Molecule: messenger RNA, 1869 nt
Organism: Salvia hispanica
Lineage: Eukaryota; Viridiplantae; Streptophyta; Magnoliopsida; Lamiales; Lamiaceae
Source: RefSeq, a predicted model, not a curated record